CACCAAAGUCCGAAACCAACCAAAAUCCUACAUGAAAGUUUCAACCUUUUAGGGAUUUCAAGUAGUCACCCUUCUCCUAAUGACCCCUCCUCUGCUUCCAAGGCAUGUAACCGCAGUUAUAAAAUGCCAAAGAGAUCCUCUCAAAGCCUUAAAGAUCUUCAAUUCGAUGAAACAAGAAGAUGGUUUCAAGCACACUCUAUCCACAUACCGCAGCGUGAUUGAAAAACUCGGCCUUUACGGCAAAUUCGACGCCAUGGAACAGGUUCUUGUCGAAUUAAGACAGAAUCUCUGUAACCACAUGCUCGAAGGUGUUUACGUUGGUGUAAUGAAAAGCUACGGUAAGAAAGGGAAAGUCCAAGAAGCUGUGAAUGUAUUCGAAAGGAUGGAUUUUUAUGAUUGUGAGCCGACGGUUUUCUCUUAUAACGCUAUUAUGAGUGUGUUGGUUGAUAGUGGCUACUUUGAUCAAGCUCACAAGGUGUAUAUGAGGAUGAGGGAUAGAGGAAUCACGCCUGAUGUGUAUUCUUUUACCAUUAGGAUGAAGUCUUUUUGUAAGACGAGGAGGCCUCACGCUGCUUUGAGGCUUCUUAACAAUAUGUCUUCUCACGGUCAUGGGUGUGAGGUGAAUGUGGUUGCUUAUUGUACUGUUGUUGGUGGGUUUUAUGAGGAGGGGUUGAAGGAUGAGGCGUUUGCGUUGUUUGGGAGGAUGGUUGGUUCUGGUGUUACGCUUUGUAUCAGUGCGUUUAAUAAGGUUUUGCAUGUUCUUUGUAAGAAGGGAGAUGUUGAAGAGUGUGGGAAGUUACUAGAGAAGGUUAUUAAAAGAGGAUUGGUGCCGAAUUUAUAUACUUAUAAUUUUUUUAUUCUAGGGCUUUGUCAGAGAGGUGAGGUUGAUGGUGCUGUACGUAUGGUGGGGUGUAUGAUUGAGAAUGGACCAAAACCUGAUGUGGUCACUUAUAAUAAUCUGAUAUGUGGGUUAUGUCAGAGUUUGAAGUUUGAGGAGGCUGAGUUUUACUUAGGGAAGAUGGUGAAUCAAGGGCUUGAGCCUGAUGGUUUUACUUAUAACACACUAAUAGCUGGCUAUUGUAAAGGUGGGAAGGUGCAGCUUGCGGAGAGGAUUCUAGGUAAUGCUGUUUUCAAUGGGUUUGUGGCUGACGAGUUUACGUAUAGGUCCUUGAUUGAUGGAUUGUGUCAGGAAGGUGAAACAAACCGUGCUUUAGGCUUGUUUAAUGAGGCCUUAGGGAAAGGAGUUAAGCCUAGUGUGUUUCUUUAUAACACACUGAUCAAAGGGUUGUGUAAGCAUGGUUUGAUCCUUGAGGCUGCUCAGUUAGCGAGUGAAAUGUCUGGGAAGGGUUUGGUUCCAGAGGUGCAGACUUUUAACAUACUGAUUAAUGGAUUGUGCAAGAUGGGAUGUGUUUCUGAUGCUGAUGGACUUGUUAAAGUCAUGAUCUCCAAAGGGUACUUUCCUGAUAUUUUUACUUUCAACAUCUUGAUUCAUGGAUACUCUACACAGCUGAAAAUGGAGAACGCACUUGAGAUGUUGGAUGUUAUGUUGGACAAUGGCGUUGUUCCUGACGUGUAUACAUACAACUCUUUGUUGAAUGGUCUCUGCAAAACGUCAAAGUAUGAAGAUGUGAUGGAAACUUAUAAAACUAUGGUGGAGAAAGGUUGUGCUCCUAACUUAUUCACGUUUAAUAUACUUCUGGAGAGUCUAUGCAGAUACAAGAGACUAGAUGAAGCCUUGGGGUUGUUGGAGGAGAUGAAAAAGAAGAAUGUGAAUCCAGAUGCGGUCACGUUUGGAACGUUGAUCGAUGGGUUCUGCAAAAACGGAGACGUGGAUGGAGCAUACAAGUUAUUCCGGAAGAUGGAAGAGAUUCACAAGGUUUCAAGCUCAACGGCAACGUAUAACAUCAUCAUUCAUGCUUACACUGAGAAGUUAAAUGUUACCAUGGCUGAAAAGCUUUUCCAAGAGAUGGUUGAUCGUUGUCUUGCUCCUGAUGGAUACACAUACCGGCUUAUGAUUGAUGGUUAUUGCAAAACCGGUAAUGUCAGUUUGGGGUUUAAGUUUCUACUGGAGAUGAUGGAAGGUGGGAUUGUUCCAUCGCUCACAACACUUGGACGUGUGAUAAACUGUCUUUGUGUGGAGGAUAGAGUUUAUGAGGCUGCUGGUAUUAUUCACCGGAUGGUUCAGAAAGGGGUGGUCCCUGAGGCUGUGUACACUAUUUUUGAUGUUGACAAAAAGGAGGUUGCUGCUCCUAAGCUUGUUUUGGAGGAUCUGUUGAAGAAGAGCUGUAUUACAUAUUAUGCUUACGAACUUCUUUUUGAUGGUCUUAAAGAUAAAAGGCUACGCAAGAAAAAGGGUUACACAGUUGUAGCCAUGUGA
Messenger RNA from Eruca vesicaria subsp. sativa (arugula), 2377 nucleotides. Lineage: Eukaryota; Viridiplantae; Streptophyta; Magnoliopsida; Brassicales; Brassicaceae. The record is from the annotation of a GenBank genome assembly.